This is a messenger RNA of Lizanozyma spartinae, 2829 nucleotides long. It is a transcript of the gene SMP2, whose product is annotated as phosphatidate phosphatase. The transcript has 2 exons. The coding region runs from base 1 to 2829 and encodes 942 amino acids. NCBI's taxonomy places the organism in Eukaryota, Fungi, Ascomycota, Pichiomycetes, Serinales, Debaryomycetaceae. Gene Ontology annotation, biological process: fatty acid catabolic process; triglyceride biosynthetic process. Gene Ontology annotation, molecular function: phosphatidate phosphatase activity. The record is from RefSeq and is a predicted model, not a curated record. Gene Ontology annotation, cellular component: nucleus.
AUGCAACCAAGUGCUGGGAUAUCAAUGCAAUACGUUGGCAAAGUUGGAGGUUAUGUUUACAACCAAUGGAACUCGCUUAAUCCAGCGACCUUAUCAGGAGCCAUUGAUAUCAUCGUUAUAGAACAACCUGAUGGUACUUUACAUUGUUCACCAUGGCAUGUACGAUUUGGGAAGUUUCAGAUAAUCAAGCCUACUCACAAGAAGGUUGAUCUUUAUGUUAACGGGAUCAAGACGGAUAUUCCUAUGAAGUUAAGUGAUGGAGGAGAAGCCUUUUUCGUUAUGGAAGCUCGGAAUGGAGCGGGUGUAUCCAAUUCAGUGAUAACUAGUCCUGUUGUUAGUCCCGAGCUGUCACCUCCAGGAUCUCCCAAGAGUGAGUCAUCUCAAGAACUACUGAUGAAUCCAGAACCUUUGGAUUUGAAUGCUGAAGCUGAUGAUCCAGUGAAAUUGAGUCUGCGAUCUCCACAGAGUACUCAUUUACCUAUAAAUUCCAAACUUGCUGGUAGUGAAAGCAACUCAAGAGUAGCUACUCCCUCGUUUAUAGAAAAAGCUAAAACUCUUACUGCUCAAUUGAAUAUUCCCACAAAUGUUGAUGUCAAUGGUGAUUUUUUAAUGGAUUUAGAAGGUUACAAGUCAAAGGGAAAGAAGGCUGACGACAUUGAUCAAUUAUUCAAUAAGAUUUUUGAAGAAGAAUUAGAGCAAGGAAAUUUGCUUCCAACGGAUAAAGUUGAUUCUGAAGCGCUGUGGAGUAAAUAUGUUGUUAAGGAUGCUGAUGGACAACUUAGAAUCUCAAGAAAUGCAUUUGUUCAAGACGAAUUUCAGGAAGAUGAAACGGAAGGUAGUAAUGCUCCACCACUAGAAGUUGAACUGAUUGCUAGCGAUUCGGGUACCGGUUCUGGAAGUUCUAAUACAGUAUCUAGUGGAACCAGCGGUAGUGGAAGCUCUGGCUCUGGCUCUGGCUCUGGCUCUGGCUCUGGCUCUGGUGAAACUAGUGAUACUGAUGAAAGAACUUAUUUCAAGACUCUUCGUUUGACUUCAGAACAAUUACAACUCUUAAACCUUCGUUAUGGUGAAAAUACCCUUAAAUUCCAGUUGUCCCAUUCCACUGCCCAAAUCGAACUGUCACUUUUCCUUUGGAGGUCAACUACACCAAUUGUCAUUAGUGAUAUUGAUGGAACUAUCACCAAGUCUGAUGCCUUGGGCCAUGUUCUUAAUUUAAUUGGUAAAGAUUGGACACAUCCAGGUGUUGCGCAAUUGUUUACCGAAAUCCACAGAAAUGGCUAUAAUAUCUUGUUUUUAAGUGCAAGAUCUAUUGGUCAAGGUGACUCUACAAGACAAUAUCUUCGAGGUGUUGUACAAGAGGAUGGGAUUAAGUUACCUCGUGGUCCAGUGAUUUUAUCACCUGAUAGAACGAUGGCAGCUUUAAGAAGAGAAGUGAUUUUAAAGAAACCUGAAGUGUUUAAAAUGGCUUGUCUUUCAGAUAUCCGCAAUCUUUACUUCAACAACUCAAGUUCAACUCAAAAUACUGAACUCAAUGAUUACGAUGAAAAUGUUGGUGAUGCUUUAAACUCCACGAAUUUAUUGUCUACUACUAAUGAUGAUGAGAGAACACCGUUUUAUGCUGGUUUUGGUAACCGGAUCACAGAUGCUAUUAGUUAUCGUUCGGUUCAUAUUCCUUCUCACCGUAUUUUCACCAUUAACCCCAAUGGAGAAGUUCAUAUGGAACUUUUAGAGUUGAGUGGUGUGAAAUCUUCGUAUUUAUUAAUGGGAGAUUUGGUGGACCAUUUCUUCCCUCCAAUUCAAGAAUACAUCGCUAACGAUUACUUCAACGAUGCUCAAUACAAUCGGUAUCUUGAAAGUAAAGCUCAAGCCGAAGAUGAAGGUGAUGCUAGUACGUUAAAAAGUUCGGCUUUGAAUGAUGGAAGUCAAUAUUUAGCAGAAAGAGGUUCUAUUCCUAUUCCUGGGUCGCCUCCACCUCUGCUGUACCUGUGGGUGGGACAACGGUCUCCUCCGCAUAAUUUUACAGCCAGUUCACCUGAAGCUUCCUUAUAUGAAUGGGAACAACUGUCUCCCAGAUCACCUAGACUGCCUCGUCCAUAUAAUCCUGAGCCCUUUGUUGGACGUGUUAGUGAGAGAUAUACUGAUUUGAACUAUUGGAGAGAGCCCUUGAUGGACUUGAGUGAGCUCGAGAAAGAUUCUGACGUUGAAACUGAACUGCCCAAAAGCAAUUCAACAGCCAGUGGGCCUGGUACCAGUAGUAUUGGUGGACCUGUUAGUAUGUCUGAUAACACUGUUGCUAAUGGUGGUAGACCGUGGAGUCCAAGAACACCACCUGCCAUAUCUAAGUCUAACAUUAUUGGUGGCUCACCACCAUAUGUGACUUUGACACCUGAAAAGAGAUCUGGCAAUUCAGUGAAUCGUAAUAAAAGGGGUGAAAUAAUGAAUAACGUUGGAAGUAUAGUUAGUCCUUCCCCUAGCAAUCCAAUUUCUAUAUUGAAGUCUACUGCUGAUUUGAAUGACAGUCCCUUACGGAAGUUUAUGCGUGAAGGUGACAGGGAGACGACACCGCAAACUGCCUUUAAGGAUGAGGAAUACGACGACGAAGACGAAGACGAAGACGAUUACACUGAUGAUGACGAUGAUGAGGAAGAUGAGGAUUACACUGAUGAUGACGAUGAUGAUGAUGACGUUGACGAUGACGACGAUGAAGAAGAUGAUGACUUUGACGAAGAAGAUGAUUAUGAUGAAGAAGAUGAUUAUGACGAGGCAGAAGAAUUUUCAAUUGAGUCAGAGGGUUUGAUGUCUCCUUCAAAGUCUGCCAAAAUCAAUUGA